Ceratotherium simum simum (southern white rhinoceros) is the source of this 3253-nucleotide messenger RNA. RefSeq names its product cAMP responsive element binding protein 3 like 2 (gene CREB3L2). Gene Ontology annotation, molecular function: cAMP response element binding; DNA-binding transcription factor activity, RNA polymerase II-specific. Gene Ontology annotation, biological process: regulation of transcription by RNA polymerase II. Lineage: Eukaryota; Metazoa; Chordata; Mammalia; Perissodactyla; Rhinocerotidae. The record is from RefSeq and is a predicted model, not a curated record.
AGGAGCUCUGGGGAGUCUCAAAGUUUGUGUCUGGAGCAGUAGCGGAAAGUGGGCUUAUUGCGAAGGGAUUUUCUUGGGAUGAGAGCUUAUCUCCUGCCUUCAUUUGGGAUGCUCUCCCUGCUUUAACCCCUUCAGCCUUCACUCUCACCCCUGGACAGCCUGUCUCCCCCGGGAUCCCGGAGGACACCGGACGGGAGCCCUCAGGCAGAGGAGCCAACGUUUUCCUUCCUAAGUGCAUAAACUACACGCAUACGCACACACACACACACGCACACACAAACACACACGCAAGGCAAGCGCGCGAGCCGGAUCGCCCUUCGAGGCGGCUCUGCCGGCUCCCCUCCUGCCCUAAGCAUCCUCGGCCCAGCGCGCCUCGGACCAUCAUGGAGGUGCUGGAGAGCGGGGAGCAGAGCGUCCUGCAGUGGGACCGCAAGCUGAGCGAGCUGUCAGAGCCCGGGGAAACCGAGGCUCUCAUGUAUCACACGCACUUCUCAGAACUUCUGGAUGAGUUUUCCCAGAACGUGUUGGGUCAGCUCCUGAAUGACCCUUUCCUCUCAGAGAAGAGUGUGUCGAUGGAGGUGGAGCCAUCCCCAACGUCCCCGGCGCCUCUCAUCCAGGCCGAGCACAGCUACUCUCUGUGCGAGGAGCCUCGGGCCCCGUCACCGUUCACCCACGUUACCACCAGUGACAGCUUCAAUGACGAUGAGGUGGAGAGUGAGAAAUGGUACCUGUCUACAGACUUCGCAUCAACAACCAUCAAGACAGAACCAAUUACGGAUGAGCCACCCCCAGGACUUGUUCCCUCUGUCACUCUGACCAUCACAGCCAUCUCCACCCCUUUUGAAAAGGAGGAACCCCCUCUGGAAAUAAAUCCUGGGGUUGACUCCUCGUGCCAGACCAUUAUUCCCAAGAUUAAGCUGGAGCCUCAUGAAGUGGAUCAAUUCCUAAACUUCUCUCCUAAAGAAGCCUCCGUGGACCACCUGCACUUACCACCCACCCCUCCCAGCAGCCACAGCAGCGACUCAGAGGGCAGCCUGAGCCCCAACCCGCGCCUGCACCCCUUUGGCCUGCCUCAGACCCACAGCCCGGCCAGGGCCGUGGCCCGGGCCCCCUCGGCCCUCUCCAGCUCUCCUCUCCUCACAGCGCCACAUAAACUGCAGGGAUCAGGCCCCCUGGUCCUGACAGAGGAGGAGAAGAGGACCCUGAUCGCUGAGGGCUAUCCCAUCCCCACCAAACUGCCCCUAACAAAAUCAGAGGAGAAGGCCCUGAAGAAAAUCCGGAGGAAAAUCAAGAAUAAGAUUUCUGCCCAGGAAAGUAGGAGAAAGAAGAAAGAAUACAUGGACAGCUUGGAGAAAAAGGUGGAGUCUUGUUCAACUGAGAACUUGGAGCUUCGGAAGAAGGUAGAGGUUCUGGAGAAUACCAAUAGAACUCUCCUGCAGCAGCUGCAGAAGCUUCAGACUUUGGUGAUGGGCAAGGUUUCGCGCACCUGCAAGUUGGCCGGCACGCAGACCGGCACCUGCCUCAUGGUCGUUGUGUUAUGCUUUGCUGUCGCAUUUGGCAGCUUCUUUCAGGGCUACGGGCCCUAUCCUUCUGCCACCAAGAUGGCUCUGCCCAGCCAGCAUUCCAUGUCGGAGCCGUACACAGCUUCUGUCGUGAGAUCCAGGAACCUGCUGAUCUAUGAGGAACAUUCUCCCCUGGAGGAGUCAUCCACCCCAGCCUCAGCUGGGGAGCUUGGGCGCUGGGACAGAGGCUCCUCCCUGCUCAGGGCGUCAGGGCUGGAGGCUAGGCCAGACGUGGAUCUUCCUCAUUUCAUUAUCUCGAAUGAGACCAGCCUGGAGAAAUCAGUGCUGUUGGAGCUGCAGCAGCACUUGGUCAGCGCCAAACUGGAGGGGAACGAAACACUGAAAGUCGUAGAACUCGACAGAAGAGUGAACGCCACUUUCUAAAGAGGCAGUCUCCACCUCCUUCUCUCUCUUCACUCUACUUUUACAUCCCCAAACCACCUUUGUCAUCAGCUUUUUCUUUUUGUCACCUGAUUUGGAUGAAGACAUGGGCGAGCAGUCGUGGCUUUGGAUGGAGGACAGCCUGGGAUUUCCCCCUGUGGUGAGAGAGCACCUCCCCCUCCAGUCCCAUGUCCCUCUCUGCACAGGGGGCCUGGCAUCUCCCCCUCCCUUUCGCUUACUGCCAUAGGAAAUUAUUUUAGGGUCGGGGUGGGACAAGCCGGCUUGUUUCUACCUAUAGUGCCAAAAAGAUGCUGCCUGAUUCUCACCAGGGGUGACCACCUCUUUGGAGAAGAGACCCCGGACUCUAGCCACAAAGAUCCCAGGAUGCCUGUUGGGAUCUGGCAAAGCCCUGACCAAUGUCCUGCCUUCCUCAGCCCGGGUAUCCGGUGUGUCUGGCCCCGUCAGCCCUGGAAGGCCUGGGCCUCCAGCGAGUACCCCCUGCCGCUCUGUCCUGUCCAGCCCUCGCCGAUUGUCCUCCCGGCCCUGGAGCACGGGCUCCGCCUUCAUAUUCUCAGGCCGCAAGUGCAAUGCCUGAAGGAAUCAGGCUCUUCUACUCCAGGCGCACCCACCCCAUCUUGUUGCUUGUAGGACUUCUCCAUGACCUGGGUCCCCACAUGCCUCUAGUUCUGCCUCCCUGGCUUCUCCUCCCCAUUUGUAAAUAGUAUUUAUUAGCUUGCUGAGGCUUCCUGCACAACCACACUGAAGAGAUCUGACGCCUCCCUCCAAGCUAGCAAAGUCUUCUGUUGGCCUUUGGAGCUAGGAGGACACCCUAGGCUCUGGGAUCCCCAAUCUUUCUAGACCAUGUUUCGUUUCCUUUUCUUCUUCUUCUUUUUUUUUUCUUGUUAAACUGGAGGCCUAUAAUUACAGUUGGGAAAUCCCCUUGAGCGUGUGUCCUGUAGAAUGAACUCAGAGGGAGAGACGAGCAAUGCCCUGCUCAGGCCUGUGGCCAGACGCUUUUUCUGUCCUGUGCCCAUAACAGAGCGGGGAAGCCCUGGCCCUGACAACAGGCGUUUUGGACAACCUUGCUAGCUUGUCUCUCCACACCUGCUCCUGGCCCCUUCCCCCACGUCCCCCAGCUCUUCUGCUUUACCCUCCUCUUCUGCCUUAAUACAGGGGGUGGGCCUGAGGCCUGGGUUGGAGCAGGUGACAUUUCUGUCUCCACAGUCUUACCUUCUAUAGUCAGGUUUGGCUACUUUGCAGCUCACCCAAAGAGAUACAACCUAACCCCCCAACCUACUUUUUUUUUUUUU